Molecule: messenger RNA, 1198 nt
Organism: Botrytis cinerea B05.10
Lineage: Eukaryota; Fungi; Ascomycota; Leotiomycetes; Helotiales; Sclerotiniaceae
Exons: 5
Coding region: 80-1114 (344 amino acids)
Molecular function (GO): oxidoreductase activity, acting on NAD(P)H
Source: RefSeq, a predicted model, not a curated record
GUAUACGUAGGACUUCAUCGCAUUAUCAAGAAGAUUCAACGCUUCAAAAACAUCUUCAUUUGACUUCUUCUGCUAAAAAAUGGCACAAAACAAAGCAGCAUGGAUUAAGUCCUAUGGCGCAAACCCACUGGUUAUUGACGAUGCCCCUAUGCCUCGUCCUGGCCCAGGAGAGUUGGUGAUCAAGAAUUCGGCUUUAGCUAUCAACCCUGUAGAUUGGAAGAUACAGGAUCACGGUCGUUAUCUUAAUACGUAUCCUUUCAUCCUAGGGGAAGAUGUUGCCGGUACGGUUGAAGCUGUCGGUGAAGGUGUUGUAGGUUUUCAGAAAGGCCAACGGGUCAUUGCGCAUUGCCACGCCCUUAUGACUCGCGAUCCCUCUAACUCCGCCUUCCAAAACUACACUCUCGUCACGGAAAAGCUCACUUCAGCACUCCCGGACUCUGUCUCUUUCGCACAAGGAGCGGUUCUUCCAUUGGCUAUUUCUACGGCAUCAGCAGGCCUCUAUCAAAAAGAUACUCUAAAUCUUCCCCUCCCUUCCGCCACCAACAAAACUGAAACCGACAACAAAAACACAAUCCUAAUCUGGGGAGGAGCAUCUUCCGUCGGAGCCACAGCUAUUCAACUUGCCGUCGCUUCAGGACUGAAAGUCAUCACCACUGCCUCCUCCCAAAAUAAAGAAUUUGUUGAAUCACUUGGCGCACAAGUCGUGGUUGAUUAUAAAUCUCCUACCGUAGUAGAAGAAGUAGUAAACGCACUUCGUGGUAGCCAAAUCGCCGGAGUAUUCGAUGCUAUUUCCGAGAUAAAGAGUUUCGAAACCGUGCACAAGAUUCUGCAGAGUUUGAAUGUAUUUCCCAAGGUUGCGAGUGUGCUUCCGUUUGACAAGCCUACGGAAAAAUUCUCGCCUAAGUAUGUCACCGCUUUCACGAUUAUUCAGGAACCAAACCAAUAUGUUGGAGAAGCUGUUUGGAAGAAGUUUGUGCCAGAAGGUUUGGCGAAUGGAAAGUUGCAAGCAAAACCUGAGCCGUAUGUUGUAGGUCAUGGAUUGGAGGACCUUCAAAAAGCCUUGAACAUCCAAAGGAAGGGGGUUUCGGCAAAAAAAGUGGUUAUUACUUUGUAAAUCUAGUUCUCUACUGAGUCUAUAUCUUUCAACUUUUACCUUUAGAAGACCCAACAUAGAAGCAAUUUUCAGAAACGCAUAAUA